CCAUCACGUGCUCGGGUCAGCUGAUCGCUUCACAUCCGCCUGACUGGGGAAUGUGUUUACAUUCGCGUUCUGAGCUGCAGCCACCGAAGCGCCUGAUCUUUGCAGAAUCUGAGCAUUGCAAGACGACCUCUUGUGGGAGGAAACGGCUGUCCCCAGAAGAGAUCCACUGUCCCAGAAGAGAUCACCUGUCCCCAGGAGAGAUCCACUGUCCCAGAAGAGAUCACCUGUCCCCAGGAGAGAUCCACUGUCCCCAGAAGAGAUCCACUCUCUCCACUGUCCCCAGGAGAGAUCCACUGUCCCCAGGAGAGAUCACCUGUCCCCAGAAGCACUCAGAUUUGAUCCCUGUGUGCUGAGCUGCUGUCAGAGGCUGCUCAAUGACGAGAGGAGCAUCGGCAGGUUGGCAGUUGCAGUAGCUUUUUGACAUGCAGCACCCCAACUUUGAGACGAGGCACCCCCUCCAGGCAGAGGAUCAUGAGACGGGCGUCGACCCCCUGCAGAACUUCAACAGGACCCGGCCGAGGGGGUCAUUGGAAAGCAGUGGAAGUGUGCCGUUCACGCCGUCCGAGAGCACCUUUCUCUCCUACAGGAAAGAGUGGGAUGAGCUGUUUUUGGACAGUAAUUACCUGGCGCGGAUCCGGCCGGCGGGAACCAACGGCCGCCUGCGCAGCAGCCGAUACCAGAGCGUGUGCUGGAAGCUGUAUCUGGACAUUCUCCCAGAGGAUAAGAAUCAGUGGAUCAAUAAGACCAAGGAGCUCCGAGCUCAGUAUGAGAGGAUCAAAGAAACGCACAUAACUAACCCCCGAAAAGCUGCAGGGCACCAGGACCUGAUGGUCAACAACCCUCUGUCCCAGGAUGAGGGGAGUUUGUGGAAUAAGUUUUUCCAGGACAAAGAGCUGCGUGGGAUGAUCCGGCAGGACGUCCUGAGAACGUUCCCGGAGAUGCAGUACUUCCAGCAGGAGGACGUCAGGGCGAAAUUGACGGACAUCCUGUUCUGCUACGCCCGAGAGAACGAACAGCUCCUGUACAAGCAGGGGAUGCACGAGCUGCUGGCUCCCAUCGUGUUCGUGCUGCACUGCGACCAUCAGGCCUUUCAGCACGCCAGUGAGACCGCCAGCCCCAGUGAGGAGAUGAAGUCGCUCUUAAACCCAGAGUUCCACGAACACGACGCCUAUGCCAUGUUCUCCCAGCUGAUGGAGACAGCAGAACCCUGGUUCUCCAGUUUUGAGCGUGAGGUCCGUAAGGGUAAGGAGGAGAUGAUGACCAGCAUCCCCUUCGCCCGGCCGCAGGAUGCGGGCCCCUCCGUUGCCAUAGUGACCAAGGUGAACCGCAUCCAGGACCAGCUGGUGAAGAGGCACGACAUCGAGCUGCACAUGCACCUGAACCGGCUGGAGAUCGCCCCGCAGAUAUACGGCAUCCGGUGGGUGCGGCUGCUCUUUGGGAGGGAGUUCCCUCUGCAGGACCUGCUGGUGGUGUGGGACGCCCUCUUCGCUGACAGCCUCACUCUGGACCUGGUGGACUACGUGUUCGUCGCCAUGCUCCUCUACAUCCGAGACGCCUUGAUCGCCAGCAACUUUCAGACCUGCCUGGGCCUGCUGAUGCACUAUCCUCCCAUCGGAGACGUGCACUCACUGCUGCAGAAAGCCCUGUUCCUGAGGGACCCCAAGAACAACCCCAGACCCGUCAACUACCAGUUCCAGCAGAACCUAGAGUACUACAAGACCCGCGGAGCCGACCACAUGAGCAAGACCAGAGCGAACAGCAGCCCCCCCCGCUCAACAUCAACCGCGUGUCCAGCAGUCUGCUCAGCUUCGGCCGGAAACUCAUCGCCCCACCAUCCCGGCUCCGCCCAGUGCCAUCGCUCCAAUCAACAGCCAGGUGGUGUCGCCCGCCCCCUAUGGCCCGCCCCCUGGUCCCUGAGGCCACGCCCAGCCCCGCCCCCCUCACAGCCCAGCGCUGCCUCCCGCAUGAUGAAGUCUGAGAGCAUGCCUGUGCACCUGACUGCAGACGUAGGUUCAGCUGGAGGCUUGCAGGUCUCUCAUCCUGCCCCAUCCCGUGCUGACAUCCAAGGCCCCCGGUCCCGAGCAGCCAGCUCGUCCACCAGCACAGAGAGCCUGCCGGGGGGGCGGGACCUGCCCUCCUCCCCCCCCCUCUGCGCCUCCAGGAAGGACUCCUUCUUCAACAUCCCUCGCUCACACAGCAAGGGCCUGGGCAGGAGGGAGGCUGAGGAAGAGCUGGAGGCUCAGGUGUCCUUCCUGCAGGGACAGCUGAAUGACCUGGAGGCCAUGUGCAAGUUCUGCGCCAAGAUGAUGAAUGUGCACAUCGGGAAGAUCCAGGAAGUGAUCCUGCAGGAGAACCUGGAUAAGGAGGACGAGGUGCUGGUGUCUCUGGCAGGACUCAAACAGAUUAAAGACAUCCUGAAGGGCUCCCUGCGCUUCAACCAGAGCCAGCUGGAGGCCGAGGAGAACGAGGAGAUCACCAUCGCCGACGACCACUACUGCUCGACCGCCCAGCAGGGCCUCGAACGCAACGGGCUCCAAGACGAGGCUGAGACAGACUGCCUGCAGCCCCUGCCCGACCCCCAGAUAGCCCUGCCUGACCCCCAGGUAGCCCUGCCUGACCCCCAGGUGCUGGGUGCGCUGGGCUCAGAAGGGCGGAGUUGGGAUGACUACAUCCUCGUCUCCCAGGACGACGACACCCCGCCCCAGCGGGAGGAGAACAGGGCGGGGCCACCGCAGGGGGGAGGGGCAGGGCGGGGCCGUGGGGCGGAGCAGGAGGGGCUGUUCCAGGACCCCCUGACAGGGGGCGUGGCCUCUGAGUCAGGGGGCGGGGCUCGGGGCUCCAGCCCAGAAGACGAUGGCAAGGACUCAGACUUCACUAUGGUCACGCCGGCUGACCUGUGAGCGCCCCCUGGUGGCCCCGUCCAGCAGCGCUGCUGUUUGCACAGAGUACUGAGAGGGACUCCGACUCCCAGCAUCCCCCUGGGCCUCUCCUCCCAACCAAUCACAGCCCUCCCCCAGUGCCACAUUAGCAUGCUGUGUCUGGCUCUCUGGCUGGGGGCGUGGCCUGAGGCUAAGUCCCGCCUCCAUAUUGCCUUAACCCUGCCCCCCCCCCACAGCCCCUAUUGGCCAUGAGUGCCUGGAGAAGUUCUUCACCCAGACUAAUCUCAGUUUUCAUCAAAUCCCUCAAAUCCCUUCUUCAUCUUCUCUUUCUUUUUAGAGAUUUUAAAACUGUUUAUGAUGGAACUGAACUGUUCGAAAGUGAAGAAAAACUAAAAAGAUCAAUUAAAUUAUGAAUCGUAAUAACUGUUUCUUUUUAAAUGAUUGCGAACAUUUCCUUUUUUUUUUUUUUUUUUACCAAACAUUUCAUUUACAAGACUGUCCUGUUUUUUUGGGGGGUUUUUUAAGUUGAAGUUUUUUUAAGGUCCAUUUCGUUUUCUGCAGUCGGUUCCAGUGGAAUGGUGACCAUGGUAACCACAUGUAUAGGUUGCAUGUAGAAAAGAAAAUGAGCCAUGUAGAAUAAAGACAGUGUAACUAAC
This is a messenger RNA of Conger conger (European conger), 3535 nucleotides long. RefSeq names its product TBC1 domain family, member 5 (gene tbc1d5). Gene Ontology annotation, molecular function: GTPase activator activity. Gene Ontology annotation, biological process: activation of GTPase activity. The record is from RefSeq and is a predicted model, not a curated record. Lineage: Eukaryota; Metazoa; Chordata; Actinopteri; Anguilliformes; Congridae.